This is a messenger RNA of Adineta steineri, 1995 nucleotides long. NCBI's taxonomy places the organism in Eukaryota, Metazoa, Rotifera, Eurotatoria, Adinetida, Adinetidae. The record is from the annotation of a GenBank genome assembly.
AUGGGCCUAUUAACACAAGGACGUCCAUUAAGUUGGGCAGAAACAAAAAAAUAUGUUCAAUAUACACGUGAACAUGGUGUAGAACAAUUUAUAAAUCUUUAUAAAAAACUUAAAGAUCGCCGAAAUGAUUGUCUUAAAUGGGGAGAUGAGGUAGAAUUUAUUAUGGUUCGUUUUGAUCAUGAAAAGAAAAAAGUACAAUUAGUUCUCAAAGCUCAUAAACUUCUACCUAUUCUUAUGGAACCUGAAAAUCAAAAUUGCGAUAAUUGUACAUCACUAUGGCGACCAGAAUAUACAGAUUAUAUGAUUGAAGGAACACCAGGUAAACCAUAUGGAUAUCUACCAGCACAUUUCAAUAUGGUAGAAGCUAAUAUGCGUUUACGACGAAAACAAGCUCAAGAAUUACUUGAUAAGGAUGAAUAUGUAUUAAGUACUUCAAACUUUCCACGAAACGGAUGUCCUGAUUGUACAUGGCCUACAUAUAAAUCAACAUUAGACACAUCGGUAUCUAAUUCACUCUGUUUUCCAGAUCAAGUCAUAUUUCCUGAUCAUCCUCGAUUUAAAACAUUAACACAAAAUAUCCGUUCACGACGUGAUGCUAAAAUUGCUCUCAAUGUUCCGAUUUUCAUUGAUACAAAUACUCCUCGACCAUUCAUUGAAGAUUUUUCUAUUUAUGGUGAUGAUUAUGGUGCUUAUGGAACUGCUGCUCUUAAAGAUCAUAUCUAUCUUGAUGCUAUGGGUUUAGGUAUGGGUUGUUGUUGUUUACAAGUUACUUUUCAAGCACAAUCAAUCGAUGAAGCACGAUUUCUUUAUGAUCAACUUACACCAUUAACUCCUAUCAUGUUAGCAAUGAGUGCAUCAUCACCAAUUUGGCGUAGAUAUUUAGCUGAAAUUGAUUGCCGAUGGAAUGUUUUAUGUGCAAUGUCUGAUGAUCGAACAGCUGAGGAACGAGGAUUUGAACCAUUAAAAAACGAUCGAUUUCGUAUACCUAAAUCUCGUUAUUCAAGUGUUGAUUGUUACAUAUCACCUGAAAGUGCGAAAUACAAUGAUAUUGAAAUUGUUCAAGAUAUGAAUGUUUUUAAUAAACUUAUUGAGAAUGGUAUUGAUCAUUUAUUAGCCCAACAUAUCGCACAUUUAUUUAUUCGUGAUACAGUUAUUUUAUUUGAAGAAAACCUUCAUCUUGAUGAUACAAAGGAUACUGAUCAUUUUGAAAAUAUUAAUUCAACUAAUUGGCAAUCAAUGAGAUUUAAACCACCUCCAGUUAAUAGUAAUAUUGGUUGGCGAGUAGAAUUUCGACCGACAGAAUUACAAAUGACUGAUUUUGAAAAUGCAGCAUUUGUCACAUUUAUUGUUUUAUUAACACGUGCAAUUAUGACAUAUAAUUUAAAUUUACUUAUACCUAUUUCUAAUGUUGAUGAAAAUAUGCAAGUUGCACAGCAACGUGAUGCAUUUCGACAUCAAAAAUUUCAUUUUCGAAAAUCUCUUUCAACAAAACAAACACCUAAUACACCUUGUAUGAAUUCUGUUCAGAAAAAUAUAUUUCAAGAAGAUAAUCCUGAAAAUCGAUGUGAACAUCGUCUUAUGACAAUCAAUGAAAUCAUAAAUGGAUCAAAUGAAUUUGUUGGUCUUUUAAAUAUUGUUCAAGAAUAUUUAACUAAUAUCGAAGUUGAUGCUGAUACACGAUGUACUAUUAAUCAAUAUCUAAAUUUAAUUAGUCAACGUGCUGCUGGUACGUUAAUGACAAAUGCUAGUUGGAUGCGUCAUUUUGUAGCAAAUCAUCCAUCGUAUAAACAUGAUUCAGUUGUAACAGAUGAAAUCGCUUAUGAUCUUUUAUGGAAAAUGAAAAAAAUAGCAAAUGAUGAAGAUCAUUGUCCAGAAGUAUUACCAAAAAUGUCAUCGAAAACAACACUUGAUGUAUCAGCAGCAAUUCAAAAAGCUAAUAAUGAAUUAGAAGUGAAACGAUCUUUAAUACAACAAAAUCAAUCAUUAAAAAAUUAA